AUGAGUCUGGUCUUCCUUCGGGUGUGGCUGCUCCUGGCGCCCGUCGCGGCCUUCUACCUGCCCGGUGUCGCCCCUCACGAGUACCUCGACAACGAAAAGGUCAACAAACUCUCGUCGACAAAGACGCAGCUGCCGUACGACUACUACUCGUUGCCCUUCUGCCGCCCGGCCGAGGUGGUCAACAAGAUGGAGAACCUGGGCGAGGUGCUCCACGGCUCCGUCAUCAAGAACUCGGCGUACGACAUAUCGAUGGGCAAGAUCGAGUUCCGCGUGCUCUGCAAGCGGACUCUCGAGCCUGCAGAGGCGACGCUGCUGCACACGCGGAUCCGGCAGGACUACCGCGUGCACAUGAUCAUGGACAACCUGCCCGCCGCCACCAAGAUGAUCCGCGAGCUCCCCGACGGCCAGACGAUUGUCAUGUACGACCGCGGCUACCCCCUCGGCUUUGUCGGGUCUGCAGAGCGGCAGGGCUCCGUGCCGGGCGGCGCCUACCUGCACAACCACCUGCGGUUCGUGCUCAAGUACCACAAGGACGCGGCGUUCGACGGCGCGCGGAUCGUCGGGUUCGAGGUCGAGCCCCUCUCCGUCAAGCACAAGUACAAGGGCGCCUGGUCUGACGACGCCUCCCAGCUCCAGCUCCUCACCCUGCCCGUCGGGCACGACUCGCCGCCGCUGCGAGCGGACAGGAAGCGCUGCGGAGCGAGAGGCGGCUUGCGCGUGCGGCGUGAGGCGACAGGGCCGGUGGUGUACACGUACGACGUUAAGUGGGAGCCGUCGGACGUCAAGUGGGCGAGUCGCUGGGACCUGUACCUGUACAUGGGGGACGACCAGAUCCACUGGUUCUCAAUCAUCAACUCUCUCGCGAUCGUCCUGCUGCUCACCGGCAUCGUCGCCAUGAUCAUGAUGCGCACGCUGAGGAGGGACGUGUCGCGGUACAACUCGCCCGAGGACAAGGACGACCUCGCCGAGGCGACGGGCCCAUCGCCCGCCCCCCCGGCGGCCUGCUCCCCUACUCUUCUCUUUGUCUUCUCUUGUUACCACCCCUCCUCCUCAUCAGGCGGCCUGCUCACCGCCACGCUGCUCACUUUCAUGCUGAUGGGCGUGCCGGCGGGCUACUGCGCCUCCCACACCUACAAGGCACUCAAGGGCACCGAGUGGAAGCUGGUCACCGUGCUCACCGCCACCCUCUACCCCGGCGCCAUCGCCGCCACCCUGAAGUGUCUCAUAGGCCAGCAGUCCUCGGGCGCCAUCCCGUUCGGCACGAUGGUGGUGCUGCUCCUCAUGUGGUUCGGCGUGUCGGCGAAGCUCAAGGACCCGCCCUGCCGCACCAACGAGAUCCCGCGCCAGCGCUUCUACUACGUGUUCGGCUUCCUCGCGCUCGUGCUGCUCAUCCUCAUCAUCACCUGCGCCGAGAUCUCGAUCGUGCUCUGCUACUUCCAGCUCUGCAACGAGGACUACAACUGGUGGUGGCGCGCCUUCCUCACCUCUGGCUCCUCGGGGCUGUACCUGUUUGGCUACUCGAUCAUGUACUUUCACUCGCAGCUCGAGAUCGACGGGUUCGUGCCCACCCUGAUGUACUUCACGUACAUGGCGGUCUUCUCGACCCUCUUCUUCCUCGUCACGGGCACGAUCGGCUUCUACUCGUGCCAAAAGUUUGUCUGGGCGAUCUACGCCGCCAUCAAGGUGGACUGAGCUGCAGAGACCGAGGUCGCAGGCGGUGAGAGCGGAGCCUUGGACCCCUCUGAACGCAAGCAAGGCUGGGGCGUGGCGAGGGGACGGCCGAUGCGUGGCGCGUGCGCGGCUGGGGCGUGUGCGAGGGACCGGAGACGGACGUGGGCCCAGCGGGGCCCAGAGAUUCGGCGACACACCAGCGCCCGUCAAGAGUCCCCGACGCCCAGUGUCAUGACCCGGGAAUAUACACCGUGUGAAGUGCUGCGAAGAGGUCGGUGAAGCGAGAGAGAAUAGUUAGGGUGUGUGUCGCGUGUUCUCCUCUCCCCGGGGCGCUGCCAGGCAAUUCCAAUUUUAUGGAAGGCGUCGAUUACUCAAA
Emiliania huxleyi CCMP1516 is the source of this 2047-nucleotide messenger RNA. RefSeq lists its product as hypothetical. The transcript has 16 exons. Lineage: Eukaryota; Haptophyta; Isochrysidales; Noelaerhabdaceae. The record is from RefSeq and is a predicted model, not a curated record. Gene Ontology annotation, biological process: protein localization to membrane. Gene Ontology annotation, cellular component: membrane. Bases 1 to 1692 code for a protein of 563 amino acids.